GCCGAAUUUAAUCGAGUGGGUGCACCGUGAUAAGUGUCGAAGAAAAAAAUCGAGACCAGGACACAACCGGACAGACCUCCGAACCUGAGAGACGCUUAACGAUCUUCAGGUGAAGGAGUAAAAUUGGAAUUUGGGAGGCAAGUACGAGAGUGAAAGAGAAUAAAGACCAGACAAAGGAACCUGAAAAAGAGGAGACAAAGGAACCUGACGAGAAGGACGGAGACAACCGCAACAGGAAAAGACAUCAGGAUUGUAUAUCAGAUCAACGACAAUCUUAUCGCCAUAUUUUCGUAACAUCAUCAAAUUAUAUUACAAUUGAAAUGAGAACUAGAAGUGCCAAAAAAAUGUUGCCGUCUGAAAUGGCGGCAACGGAAGAACCGCCAAGUAAAAAAACUAAAUAUUCCAAACUCCGUAAUAAAAUACCAGAUGAAGAAAUGGAUGUUGAUAUUGAUCCAGACUUAACUCUUCCUGUUGCGAUUAAAAAUGACGACAUCAAAGCAAUUGACUAUUUAUUGAAUAAAAAAAUUGACGUUGACAUUAAUCAAGAGUCUUCUCCACCAGCUCUCCAUUUAGCCGUUGAAACAAAAAACUUGGAGAUAAUUAAUAAGUUAGUUGACCAUAAAGCCGACAUUGGCAUUAUUUAUGAAAAUAAAACAGCUUUGCAUCUUGCUGUUGAACAAGGGAACAAAGCAAUGAUCGAAAUACUUCUGAAAACUAAAAAAAAUAAAAGUAAAGUAAACGCAAGAGCUAAAGGUCAUCCGACACCUCUUAAUGUGGCCAUCAAGUCCGGUAACUUUGAGAUAUUUCAACUAUUGAUAAACUCUGGAGCAUACAUCAAACAAAUUAUUCGUGGAGAUAAUCCACUGCACUAUACAGCCCAAAAUAAUGCUGUCGAAAUAGCUGAGUAUUUAAUUAGCCAAGGAGCUAAAGUUGAUACUGACAUGAAAAAUAAAUUGUCGCCAUUUCAUCAUUGCACACCAUUACACGUCGCCAUUAACUGUGGAAGUUUUGAAGUGGCUCAAUUAUUAAUAAACAAACAAGCCAGCGUUCACGCUAAGACAACAUGGGGUAAAAAACCACUAGACUUAGCGAUCGAAAAAGGCAAUUAUCGGAUAUUCAAAUUAUUAGUUGACUCCGGAGCGACUGUGGAUUUGUCCUACAAAAAUAUGAAUCGAUUACAUUGGGCAGCUUAUCAUAAUUCAUUGGAAAUCGCUCAGUAUUUAUUUUCCAUAGGAGAUGACAUACAUUUUAAUUGUUUCUACAGAUGGUCGGAUUUUUAUCAGUAUACUCCAUUACAUGUGGCUAUUCAGCAAGGAAGUGUCAAAGUUGCUCAAUUCCUUCUUAGUAAAGGUGCUGAUGUUAACAUUUGUGGAAAAAACGGUGAAUCACCGCUUACAAUUGCCAUUGAAAAAAAAAAUUUUAAACUAUUUCAGUUACUGUUAGAUACUGGAGCUGAAAUAAAUGAUUGUCCGAAUAAAAUUUUACCUUUACAUCAAGCUGUCGCUGUAAGUAAUGUCGACGUUACGAAAUUUUUUCUCGAACGUGGAGUUGAUGUUAAUGUAAUAUGUAAAUGUCUAGUAUCUAAAUAUUCAGAUUGCACGCCGCUGCAACUUGCAGUAAGCACAGAAAAUCUGGAAAUCAUAAAUUUAUUACUGAAACAUAAAGCGGAUGUUAAUAUCAGCACUGAAAAAUUAGGAUCACCCACUGGAAUAGCUGUGGAUCGGAAUAAUUAUGAGUUGUACGAGUUGUUAUUAAAAGCUGGUGCAGAUAUUAAUAAACCUUCGAAUAUGACACUGUUACAUAGAGCUGUUGGUGCAAACAAUUAUCGUAUAGCUAAUGAUUUAAUCAAACUCGGUGCAGAUGUUAAUGCAAUUAAUCGAUCUGGAACUUCAAAGUACAGCGGUUGCUCACCGUUACAAAUUUCAAUUAUGAAUGAGAAUAAAAAAAUCGCAACAUUACUUCUUGAAAAACAGGCAAAAGUUGAUGAUGAAAAGUUUGUUAAAACUCCACUUGGUAUCGCUUGUGAGUGGGGUAAUUUUGAAUUGGUCAAGAUACUUGUCAACGCAGGCGCUGACAUUAAUAAAAUUUCUAACCACGCGAUGCCAUUGUAUUGGGCCGUUGAUAAACCAAACUAUCAAAUCGUUAAAUAUUUAAUUGACCGCAAUGCUCAUGUUAAUAUUAUUUAUAACGGUACAACUUUACUCUAUCGCGCUGUAGAAAGUGAAUCUAUAAAAAUAGUUGAAUUUUUGCUUAAAAAUGGUGCCGAAGUUAAUGCAAUUAAUGAUUAUGGUGAAACAUCUCUUACCGUAGCUGUUAAUAAAGAUAAUUUGGAGCUGGUUAAAAUUCUAAUCAAUGCCGGAGCUCAGGUGAAUUUAAGUAAUGACAAAAAUUAUUCACCAUUACACUGGGCCGUUCAGCGUAGCAACUAUAGUACGACUCAAUAUUUAAUCGAACAAGGAGCUGAAAUUAAUAGUAUUCGCUUUGGUACAACGCCACUGACUAUUGCUUGUGACAAUGGAAGAAAAGAUAUCGUUGAGCUUUUGAUUAAAAGUGGAGCUAUCAUCGAUGAUAAAAGGGUAUACAGGACAGCUCUCGGCAUAGCAUGUGAGCAGGCUAAUUUCGAUUUAGUUGAGUUACUAGUAAACUUUGGAGCGAGUGUUGAUCUUCUUUCUGGUAAUGGGACUCCGUUAUGUUGGGCGGUUAAUUCGAAAAAUUUCAACAUUGUUAAGUAUUUAAUUGAUCACGGAGUUGAAGAUAUUGAUGCUCGUUGGCAUGGUACUACUCCAUUGUACUUAGCAAUUGUAAAUCAAGACCUAAAAAUAGUUAAACUCUUACUUGAACACCGAGCUACAGUUAAUAAAGUGAAUAAAAAUGGUACAACAGCUCUUGGAUUGGCUAUUAAGACUAGUAAUUUGGAAUUAUUUGAAUUGAUAUUACAUGCUGAGGGUACAGAUAUAAAUGCACCGUGUCACGAUAAUCGAAGGCCAUUAGAAAUUGUAGCGCAGAAUCACGAUGUAGCUUUGAUGAAGCUUUUAAUUAAUCAUCGAGCUAAUUUUGAUUUUAUAACUAAAGAAAACCUGAAAUUUAUUUUUCAUGUUUUACACGUAGGGAAUAUCGAAAUGCUUAUGCUAAUAUUAUCUGAAAAUGUUGACAUUAAUUGCAGAGAUCUUAAUAAUGAAACACUCUUAUUUUCUGCUAUUAGACAGAGAUCAUUUGAAAAAACUGAACUCAUACUUAUGAGUGAAGAUUUUGUCAAUAUUAAUGAUGUACCCCAGAGCGAGUCUGCGCUUCAUGAGGCUGGUAAAUUCGGAGAUGCAAAUGCGUUUGUAUUGAAUCUUUUAUUAAAUGCUGGAGCUGAUGUUAAUCUUGUUAAUAGAGGCAAUCAAACGGCUAUAAAUACAACAAAUUUUGAGAGAAACAAAAAAAUUAUUAGAGAACACAUAGUAAAAUUGAAGGCCGCCGGUUGGUCUUUAAUCAAUCAAAAUUUAAAGGCAAUCAUCGGAAAAGGAUUGGACGAUUUUUACAUUGAUUGUUUGAAAGAAAUAGAACUGAUGAAAAAUUUUAAAAUUGAUCAGACUAUCAUGAGUUACUACGAUGUUUUGCGUAUUAAUCACCAUGAAAUCGCGGUUAAAUCAAAUAAUUUUAACGAGGGAUCUUUAAAUGAAAAAGAGUUGCAGUUACAAUUCCCUUUGUAUGGUCAGAUAAUUUACUAUCGUUUAUUUAAAAGCUUACAAAGAAAUAAAUUGCUAGACAUGAGCACUAAUGUAUUUGGUACAUUAUUUUCUGGUCAACUUCCGUUCGAUGUUAUAAGAGCAAUUAAUCCUUAUUUAAACAAUAGAGAUCUCAAAAUGUUAUCUCAGUGCUAAAAUUGUAUUUUUUUUUUUCGUUUUUGUUUUUAAUUUAUAAUUCUCCAAAAAAAAAUUUUUCAAAAAAUAAAAUAUUUCUUUAUGUAAAACAAUGUGUGUUUUUCUAAAAUGUCAAAUAAACAAAUCAAUUUGAA
Molecule: messenger RNA, 4000 nt
Organism: Microplitis mediator
Lineage: Eukaryota; Metazoa; Arthropoda; Insecta; Hymenoptera; Braconidae
Product: ankyrin-3-like
Exons: 4
Coding region: 321-3866 (1181 amino acids)
Molecular function (GO): protein binding
Source: RefSeq, a predicted model, not a curated record